AUGCGAUAUAUUUUCCUUCCACCGUACUCCCCCGACUUCAAUCCUAUCGAGUUGGCUUUCUCCACAAUCAAAGCUUGGAUCCGUCGAAAUGGAGAUGUUGUUCGUGCCGCUAUGUCAGAGGAAGAUAAUAUUGGAGUGUACAGAUAUUUAAUGGAAGCGGUAUGGUCAAUCACAGCGGAGGAUGCUUAUGGGUGGUUUGAGCACUGUGGAUAUUUCUAG
Messenger RNA from Stereum hirsutum FP-91666 SS1, 219 nucleotides. RefSeq lists its product as uncharacterized. Bases 1 to 219 code for a protein of 72 amino acids. The record is from RefSeq and is a predicted model, not a curated record. The transcript has a single exon. Gene Ontology annotation, molecular function: nucleic acid binding. NCBI's taxonomy places the organism in Eukaryota, Fungi, Basidiomycota, Agaricomycetes, Russulales, Stereaceae.